Bradysia coprophila is the source of this 2514-nucleotide messenger RNA. It is a transcript of the gene Clamp, whose product is annotated as Chromatin-linked adaptor for MSL proteins. Gene Ontology annotation, molecular function: DNA-binding transcription factor activity, RNA polymerase II-specific; RNA polymerase II cis-regulatory region sequence-specific DNA binding. Lineage: Eukaryota; Metazoa; Arthropoda; Insecta; Diptera; Sciaridae. Gene Ontology annotation, cellular component: nucleus. The record is from RefSeq and is a predicted model, not a curated record. Gene Ontology annotation, biological process: regulation of transcription by RNA polymerase II.
ACACGUUCCACCAAUCACAGCGUAUCCUUUUCUAACAAUAAUCUUCUGACGUGCUCUGAAGCGCAUUUUUCUCACUUAUCGUGUUCAAGCCAUUUCAUAUGUACAUGGUUUUUUUCCGUCUUUCACAUCAUCGGCAAAACUCUUCCACCCGAGAGCGACAUAGCAUAUUACAUGCCCCACGACAACACAUAGUCGAAUUGAAGUUGAUUAUUUGCUGGCCGCCAUAUUAAAGCGAGACAAAAGAUUUUUUAUUAUUAAAAAGGUUUUCUGUUUCUAAACAAAAUCAAAAAGGUUCCAACCGCUUGUGAACAGUUCUAGCACCAGGAACUUCUAAGCAUGGAGGACCUAACAAAGACGAUAAUGUUUACGACAAAUACGCUGCAAAAUGGUACACCGACAACGAUCCAAUAUCAAACCAGCGAUGGUACACUGAAACCGAAAAUCGAAGGACAGAAAGGCCAAGAGUUCCCGACUUUUUGCUACACAACAAAUGUAAAUAAAAUUCAAAUGUUAACGCCAACGUCUCAGGGACACACAAGUACCGUUAAUCUGGCACAAUUAACCGAUGAUAACAAGACGUGUUAUAUCGCACAACCAUUCGGAUAUGCCAAUUAUGCACUGGUGAAUCAGAUGCAAAUGGGUGGUGCUGGUACCGUUGGUACAGUUGCCGGAAUUGCUACAGUCGACAGCAAUGGUCGUAUUCAAGUGGUUAAUAAACCCAUUACCAACACUAUUUCGAACAUCAGUUUCAAGUGCGAUGUGUGUGGCCUAAUGUUUUCGCAUUUAACACUGCUGAACCAUCACAAACGGAUUCACACACAGGACGGCAGUGACACAAACAAUGAACAGAUUACCGUUGUUACACAGUCGCAAAACAUUGUGCAAGCGCAGAAUAUUGUGAAUGAAAACGGUCAAAGCUUAGGACAAAUUCAAAUUGUCGCUACGGAGCAGUUAGAGCCAGCAACGACACAAGCCUUACAGCAAGCUGCCGAACAACAGCAACAACAACAAGUUCAACAAAUUAUUCAACAACAACAACAGCAGCAGCAGCAGCAGCAGCAACAACAACAACAACAACAACAACAUCAACAACAACAGCAGCAGCAACAGCAGCAGCAGCAACAACAACACCAUCAACAACAACAACCUCAAUCAAUCACAAUAACCACAACUAAAGUCACGGACAAAUUGACCAAAUGUAUCACAUGUGGUGCAUCAAUACCGGCCAGUACGAAGCGGAAAGGUCCCAAAUUAAUCCGUUGCGAGAAUUGUAUAAACAAUGACAAUGCCACGCACAUCCAAGCUCGCCAAACGGCAACACAAAUCUUUGUGGCACCCGACGGCGACGUCAAAUUCGAGAUGAGUGAAAUACCCAGCGCCCAAAGUGAUUCAAUGGAUUCGAUCGGUUCGCAGCACAACAUUAUGCCGGUAACAAACACAUCCAGCGGAUCGUCGAAUUCAAAACAACAGCAAAACCAAAGCGGUCACAUAUUGCCUGGUUACUAUCCGGUGAAAAAGCGCAAUUUAGCCGCAGUAACGAAAUGCAAUAAGUGCAACGGGUCAGGUGUGAUAUAUAUUGGUGGUCAGAAGCCGGCAAAAGCCGGUCAACAGGAACAACAGAAACCGUUCCAUUGUAACAUUUGCGGCGGUUCGUUUUCGCGAUAUUCGAGUUUGUGGUCGCACAAGAAAUUGCACAGCGGCGAGAAAAACUACAAAUGUUCCAUCUGCGGUCUGGCAUUCGCAAAAGCUGUCUAUUUAAAGAAUCACUCCCGCAUCCAUACCGGAGAAAAGCCGUACAAAUGUGCCACGUGUGGUAUGCAGUUCUCCCAGUCACCGCAUUUGAAAAAUCACGAGCGUACACACAGCGGUGAAAAGCCGUACGUGUGCGAGGUGUGUGAUAAAGGAUUUGCCCGCCAUGCAACUCUGUGGAAUCAUCGCAGGAUUCACACCGGAGAGAAGCCGUACAAAUGUGACAUAUGUGGAUCGGCAUUCAGUCAGGCAGCCCAUUUAAAGAAUCAUGCAAAGGUCCAUUCCGGAGAGAAGCCAUUUAAAUGUGAUAUUUGUUCCGCUGCAUUCGCGGAUCGUUUUGCAUUGAAGAGACAUCGACAAAUUCACGAAAAAUAUGGACAAACCGCACCCCGUCAACCGGCCCAAGUACCGAUGGAGGUACAAAUCGUUCACAAGCAAGAACUGCCGGAAAUCGAGGAUGAAGAUGAGGAAAAUGUGAACGAAGUGAUUAUAUCAGGAUUGUAGAGUGAACUUAGUCUAUUCGAAAUUGUGAAAAUUUAGUCACAAAAAAUUUGAAGACUAUGGACAACUGCUGAAUAACUAUUUCCUUUAUCCUCAAUAAAUUUUUUGAUAAAAAAUUUGACUUCUACAAAUUCUGAAUCGUUAGGGAAAACUUUUUCACCUUUCACCCUUCAAUACUUAAGAUUUAUUUCCUUGAUAAUGUAAAUUUGUUAAUUUAUUUAUUAAGCUAUUUAUAGAAUGAAUAAAGUAAAUAAUUAAAUUGCA